AUGGACAAGACACGACAAGCCAUAAAACCAUCCAGACCGACUUCUACUCUUGCUCAAAAGAAUAAGGUAGCAACAGCCACCACGACCUCGACUACGACCACGACUACAACUACGCCUUCCACCACCAGAACAACCAAAAAAACUUUUUAUCCUGCUCCACCACGAACUGCUCAAGCCAAAGUUACCCUCCAUACAAUUAGUAACAAAAGUAGUCUUAAUACAAAUACCAACACCAAUAAUAACAGUAGUGCCAAUAGUAACCCUAGCAAGAAUAUUGGAGGCGCCGGAAAUCUUCUCAACAAGGCAUAUAAGCGCAAGUCCGUGCCUGCUCUUUCAUCUACAAUGACUUCCACAAACACAUCAUCCACGCUUGGGGCCAAAAACAGGCUUACAUCAUCUUCACCUACCGAAAAGAAAAAUCCUCUUCACCCGCAACAAAAUUCCACACGGGUCUUCCCUGAAAAAAGCGAAUCCGAAAAUGAUCAACAGAUAGCAUCACACAAAGAAAAACUCAAGGGUGUAGAUACUGAAAAGGAGAAAGACACCACCAUCAACACCAAAGAAAAAGACAAGGAGUUAGAAAAGGAGAAGUUGAAAGCCAAGGGCCGUUCAGAAGAUGUGGGCUGCUCUCCUUAUUCUGAUGAAGAAGAGGAUAUGGAGGACUACAAGAAAGGCGGCUAUCAUUACGUCUCUGUCGGAGAUGUCUUCCAUGAGGGUAGAUAUGUCGUCCUACGGAAAUUAGGCUGGGGCCACUUCUCGACUGUCUGGCUUGCAAAGGACACAAUGAAAAAUCGUCAUGUAGCCCUCAAAAUCGUAAAGUCUGCAACACACUACACAGAGACAGCGCUGGAUGAGAUCAAAUUACUGGAGCGUGUCGUCCAGGCUAACCCAAAUGCACCCGGUCGGAAAUAUGUCGUAGAGCUAUUGGAUCACUUCAUGCACCAGGGUCCCCAUGGGACACAUGUUUGCAUGGUAUUUGAAGUUCUCGGGGAGAACCUGCUGAGUCUGAUCAGACGAUAUCAACAUCGUGGCAUUCCUACUCAUUUAGUCCAACAAAUCAUAUACCAAGUUCUAAUGGGAUUGGACUAUAUGCAUCGAGAAUGUGGUAUUAUUCACACGGAUCUGAAACCUGAAAACGUACUGGUCUGUGUGGAGGAUGUAGAGGAAGUUGUGAAGGAUCUGUUGCAGGAAGAUCAUAUCGACAAUAACAACAGUUCUCGUAACCAGCCAAACGAGUCGAAUAACAAGAUUGUAGGCAGUAAGCCAUUUGUGCAUGGCGCACGUGCUUCGCUGGCGAGCAACAAUAGCAGCAAGAGUCAGAUUAGCGCACCAUCCUCAGUCGUCCCAGAUUCCUCGUUCAAAACAACUUCUUUCUCGCCAUCAUCACCGACCCACUCUCACCAUGGCUCUGAGACCAAUAUCGAAAUCAUGCCAUCACAGAAGACUGAAAAGAAGGAGCCAUUAAAAGACAGAGCGCCGCCCACGCCGACAUCAACAGCCUCCCGCUCAUCAUCAUUGGAUAAUAGCAAAGACUUGCCAACAAUCACAGUCAAGAUUGCAGAUCUUGGUAACGCAUGUUGGGAAGACCAUCAUUUCACCAAUGAUAUCCAGACGCGACAGUAUCGAUCACCUGAGGUGAUUCUUGGAGCCAAAUGGGGUGCAAGCACUGAUGUGUGGAGCGUAGCAUGUAUGACGUUUGAAUUACUCACGAGCGACUACCUAUUUGAUCCGCAAAGUGGUCCAUCCUUUAGCAAGAAUGAUGAUCACAUUGCUCAAAUCAUAGAAUUGAUGGGCCAUUUCUCAAAGAAGUUGGCGUUGAGUGGGAAGUAUUCACAUGAGAUGUUUAAUCGUCGAGGAGAGUUACGGAGGAUCCAAAAGCUGAGAAUGUGGAAACUAGAAGAUGUUCUGAAGGAGAAGUAUGUGAUGCCGCAACGGGAUGCUGCGGUCUUGUCUGACUUUAUGGAAAAAAUGUUGCAGCUGGAUCCAUCCCAGCGUGCAACGGCAGGGGAGAUGGCCCGGCAUCCAUGGUUGCGAUACAAUCCUGAACUUGGUACUAAUGCAGAUGCUGAGAAUGAUGAUGCCGAUGGCGAUGGCGAUAGCAAAAGAAAACAAGGCGAGAAAGCUUUUGCAAAGAGUAUACCCUCGCCCCCAAAUAGCGAACGGAGGUAUUCUGUGUGA
Messenger RNA from Lobosporangium transversale, 2178 nucleotides. RefSeq names its product kinase-like domain-containing protein. The transcript is spliced from 5 exons. Lineage: Eukaryota; Fungi; Mortierellomycota; Mortierellomycetes; Mortierellales; Mortierellaceae. Bases 1 to 2178 code for a protein of 725 amino acids. Gene Ontology annotation, biological process: regulation of mRNA processing; spliceosomal complex assembly; protein phosphorylation. The record is from RefSeq and is a predicted model, not a curated record. Gene Ontology annotation, molecular function: protein kinase activity; ATP binding.